This is a messenger RNA of Apis laboriosa (Himalayan honeybee), 576 nucleotides long. Its product is annotated as RNA polymerase II degradation factor 1-like. Bases 1 to 576 code for a protein of 191 amino acids. The transcript is spliced from 3 exons. The record is from RefSeq and is a predicted model, not a curated record. NCBI's taxonomy places the organism in Eukaryota, Metazoa, Arthropoda, Insecta, Hymenoptera, Apidae.
AUGGUUACAAAAUCCAACGCGAGAGAAACACUAGCCAAAUUCGCCACUAAUGACCUGGCCGGUAUAUGCGACGGCCAAACGCGUAGAAAAAACGUUCUCAAACUUAUCAAAAUCCUCAAAAUCCUCAAAGUUCUCAAAGUUCUCAAAGUUCUGAAAAUCCUCAAAAUUCUCAAAUCUCGAGAGUUUCGUUCUCAAAAUUCUCAAACUUAUCAAAAUCUUCAAAAUCCUCAAAAUCCUCAAAGUUCUCAAACUUAUAAAAAUCCUCAAAAUCCUCAAAGUUCUCAAACUUAUCAAACUUAUCAAAAUCCUCAAAAAUCCUCAAAUUCUCAAACUUAUAAAAAUCCUCAAAAUCCUCAAAGUUCUCAAAGUUCUCAAACUUAUCAAAAUCCUCAAAAUCCUCAAAGUUCUCAAAGUUCUCAAAGUUUUCAAAAUCCUCAGAAUCCUCAAAAUCCUCAAAAUCCUCAAAAUCCUCAAAAUUCUAAAAAUUCUCAAAUCUCGAGAGUUUCAUUCUCAAAUCUUCUCAACCAGGGAUGGAUGAUUCCUUUACCUAGAUAUCUACAUAUGUUAAUCAAAUGA